GACUACCUCUCGGCUCUCACAACCACCAACCCUAAAGAACCCCCUGAAACUUUGUGCAUUGGGAGACCAGUAAAAGCACCUACGCUAUCAAAGGCUAGCUCCUGAGUGGCAGCGAGAAGAAGAGAAACAAUGGCAGCCUCUCUCCUCCAUCUCUGCCACUGCAAACCCCACACCCAGCCAAUUUUGCUUCCAAAUUUGGCCCCAGAAAACACCAUUACCACCUUCACCAACACUACUAAUAACCUCAGUACUGUCUCUUACAGAUCAAGCUCCUCUAAUGUCAGCAAACUUAUACUACGAACCCUUCCUUUGACACGCCCCCACGUACUGAACCACGCCCACAGUUCCUCCUCGCAACCAUCCGUCGCCCCCUCCGAGACCACAUCCACGCCCGAAGAUCCUCUCAGAAUUGGAAUCGUUGGGUUCGGCAACUUCGGUCAGUUCAUCGCAAAGCGGCUCAAGCGACAAGGACACAUCGUCUUGGCAACAUCCCGCUCAGAUUAUUCCGAGUACUGUGCAGAAAGUGGCAUUGAAUUUUUCAGGGAUAUCGAUCAGUUCUGCGAAAAACAGCCAGAUGUGAUAUUGGUGUGUUGUUCUAUAUUGUCAACCGAGACUGUUGUCCGAAGCAUCCCAAUGCACAAGUUGAAGCCAGAUACCAUCUUCGCCGACGUCUUAUCGGUCAAACAGUUCCCCAGGAAUCUUCUUUUGGAGGUGCUUCCACCGGAAUUCGGCAUUAUUUGCACGCACCCGAUGUUCGGACCGGAGAGUGGAAAGCAGGGCUGGGCCGCGUUCCCGUUCGUCUUCGACAAGGUCCGGAUUGCGGAAAACAGCGUGCAGGGCCAGAAAUGUGCUCAGUUUCUAAGCAUCUUCGAGCGAGAGGGAUGCAGAAUGGUCGAAAUGUCUUGUGAAGAACAUGAUAGACAUGCCGCCGGCAGCCAAUUUAUCACCCACACCAUCGGAAGGAUUUUGUCACAUCUGAACUUAGAGUCCACAUCCAUCAACACCAAGGGCUAUGAAACACUCUUACAACUGACUGAAAAUACGGUCAGUGAUAGCUUCGAUCUCUAUUAUGGGCUCUUCAUGUAUAACGUAAACGCCACUGAGCAGAUUGAGAAUCUUGACAGAGCAUUUGAGACACUGAAGCAGAAGCUAUUCGGAAGACUCCAUGAUAUACUGAGGAGGCAGAUUGUAGAGAGGGUCCCACUACAGGGGGGCCCAACAAAGCCAAGGGAACCCAACCCCACAACUUACUUCUUGCCCAACAACGAGGAGAUGAAGGAUCUCUCCUCUUUUGCCAUGCCCCCUCCUCAGCAAAGCAAAAACGUAGCUUCUGCAUCUCCACACCGUAGAGACUCUCGGUCUAGAUAGUCUGGUCCCACAUUAAAACCAAAAGAUGUUUGUUCAUCAUCAGCCAUCUGAUUUUUUUCAUCAAUCGAAAUUUUUAAUUGAGCAUGUUAAUAAAAUGUUGGUGAAGCAGAGAAAGUCUAGUAUGCACUAUUCAUCCUUUUUGUAAGAGGGGAAUCCAUAUUGUAAUAUUGGAUAGGUGGGUCCAGGGUCCGACCCGUGACUGAGGCGACUCGUCAAAUUUUUGAGUGGGCUCUACAUGACUACAUCAACUAUGAACAUUUAUUAUUUACCAAAUAAUCCACCUGGCAUCAGAUUUUUGUAUUUUGCAUUUUUUUUUCUCAAUAAAAAGCCAAGUUUCAGAUUGGCAUGGUAGAGAUAAUA
Nelumbo nucifera (sacred lotus) is the source of this 1728-nucleotide messenger RNA. Its product is annotated as arogenate dehydrogenase 2, chloroplastic-like. Lineage: Eukaryota; Viridiplantae; Streptophyta; Magnoliopsida; Proteales; Nelumbonaceae. Gene Ontology annotation, molecular function: prephenate dehydrogenase (NAD+) activity; arogenate dehydrogenase (NADP+) activity; prephenate dehydrogenase (NADP+) activity. The record is from RefSeq and is a predicted model, not a curated record. Gene Ontology annotation, biological process: L-tyrosine biosynthetic process.